Messenger RNA from Anarrhichthys ocellatus (wolf-eel), 4283 nucleotides. RefSeq names its product small G protein signaling modulator 3 (gene sgsm3). The transcript has 21 exons. The coding region runs from base 266 to 2533 and encodes 755 amino acids. Gene Ontology annotation, molecular function: small GTPase binding; GTPase activator activity. Gene Ontology annotation, biological process: regulation of GTPase activity. Lineage: Eukaryota; Metazoa; Chordata; Actinopteri; Perciformes; Anarhichadidae. The record is from RefSeq and is a predicted model, not a curated record.
GGAAAAUCUUAAAGGGUGUAAGGAUACGACGGGGAUGCGCGUCGCUAGCAGGUGCACUACGUAGCGAAAUAACAAAUACGAGACGAAUGAUGGCAUAGCAUAUGGCGGUUCACCCCUUUCCAACGACAGAAGACACGUUCGCCACAAACCAAAUCCUUGUGCUUUCACAACAAUAAUGUCACGAGUGGGUGCUGUCUGCUGACCUCCUUUCUCCAAAAGUGACUAAUACCCAUCUACAGAAGCCAUUAACUGUACUACCAACAACAUGUCAGGAACCUACACACCGGCCCCUGGCGGCCCCUUCUCUGCUCUCACCCCAAGCAUGUGGCCCCAGGACAUUUUGGCCAAGUACCAUCAAAAAGAGCCGUCAGAACAGCCUGAACCUCAGUAUGAUGAGUUUGGCUUCAAAGUAGACACUGAUGACGAAGAGAAGCCCCGGUCCUGGCUGGGCACUGAAGGCUCGCCCCAGCGUGAAGACCCCCAGCAGCGGUUGCGCUGGCAGGCCCACCUGGAGUUCACCCACAACCACACGGUGGGCAACCUGACCUGGGAGCUCAUUGAUCCGGUCCUCUCCCGCUCCGAGCGUCUGCGUACGCUGGUGCUGGGUGGCAUACCUCACAGCAUGAGGCCACAGCUGUGGAUGCGUCUGGCUGGAGCUCUGCAGAAGAAGAGGAUGUCUGAGAUCUCUUACAGAGAAAUCAUCAAGAACAGUUCUAAUGAUGACACCAGCUCAGCGAAACAGAUAGAGAAGGACCUGUUGCGGACGAUGCCCACCAACGCGUGUUUCUGUAGCAUGACAAGUGUUGGAGUGCCGAGGCUGAGACGGGUACUGAAAGGUCUGGCCUGGCUCUACCCAGACAUUGGGUACUGCCAGGGCACCGGCAUGGUGGUUUCCUGUCUGCUGCUCUUCCUCGAGGAGGAGGAUGUGCUUUGGAUGAUGUGUGCCCUUAUCGAAGACCUCCUUCCUCCGUCCUACUUCUCCUCCACGCUGCUGGGCGUCCAAACGGACCAAAGGGUUCUCCGCCAGCUCAUUGUUCAGUACCUGCCGGCCCUCGACCGUCUCCUGCAGGAGCAUGACAUAGAGUUGUCGCUGAUCACUCUGCAUUGGUUCCUGACCUCAUUUGCCAGCGUGGUGGACAUCCGUCUGCUCCUCAGGAUCUGGGACCUGCUCUUUUACCAGGGCUCACUGGUACUCUUCCAGGUCACACUGGGCAUGCUCAAAAUCAAGGAGGAGGAGCUUGUGUCCUCUGAGAACUCGGCAUCGAUUUUUAAUACUCUCUCGGACUUGCCAAGCCAGCUGAGAGAUGGUCCGGCAGUUCUUGGGGAGGCUAUGAGGCUAGCGGGGACUCUGUCCCAGGAAACACUGGAAGCCCACCGGCACAAGCACCUAGCCUACAUCCUAAACGAACAGGCACAGCUCAGCAACGGAAACAACACGACACACAACACCAAUCUCAACAAGGUGGUGAGGAGACAGUCCCUGCGCAGGAAGUCCACCCUGAGCUCCCUGCUGUUUGGGGAGGAUGAGGCAGAGGCCCUAAAAUCCAAGAACAUUAAGCAGACGGAGUUAGUAGCAGCCUUGCGAGAGGCCAUCACCCGCACUUCAGAGCACUUCCACUGUCUGGACCCUCGUCACUCCAGCACCGAGCUGACUCCUGACUACUCCAUGGAGAGCCACCAGCGGGAUCACGAGAACUUCCUCGUGGUGUCUCGCAACCGACGGAGACGGGGAAAGGCUCUGCUGGACUUUGAGCGUCAUGACGACGAUGAACUUGGCUUCAGGAAGAAUGACAUCAUCACUAUCAUCUCACAGAAAGAUGAGCACUGUUGGGUUGGAGAGCUGAACGGCCUGAGAGGUUGGUUCCCAGCUAAAUUUGUGGAGGUCCUCGAUGAAAGAAGCAAAGAGUACUCAUUAGCAGGCGACGACUCGGUGACGGAGGCAGUGACGGACCUCGCCAGAGGAACACUGUGUCCGGCCCUGAAGGCCAUUUUUCAGCACGGUCUCAAGAAGACCUCGAUACUGGGAGGCCCGUGUCAUCCUUGGUUAUUCAUAGAAGAGGCGGCCAGUAGAGAGGUAGAGAGGGACUUUAACUCCGUCUACUCCAGACUAGUGCUGUGUAAAACCUACAGGUUAGAUGAAGAUGGGAAAGUACUAACACCAGAGGAGCUGCUAUACAGAGCAGUGCAGUCAGUCAACAUGAGCCACGACACCGCACACGCUCAGAUGGAUGUCAAGUUUAGGUCUCUUGCCUGCGUCGGCCUUAAUGAGCAGGUGCUGCACCUAUGGUUGGAGGUGUUGUGCUCCAGCAUGGCUGCUGUAGAGAAAUGGUAUCAUCCCUGGUCAUUCCUUCGCAGUCCUGGAUGGGUACAGAUCAAGUGUGAGCUCAGGGUGCUAUCAAAGUUUGCCUUCAGCCUCUCCCAAGAUUGUGAGCUGCCUGACAAGAAAGAGGAGAAGGAGCAGAGGCCACUGAAGGAGGGAGUGCAGGAUAUGUUGGUAAAACAUCAUCUCUUCAGCUGGGACAUCGAUGGCUAGAUACGGUGCAGAAUCUGGCUGAAUCGCACUUUGUCCUGCGUGUCUGUGUCUCGUCGAUGUCUCUUUACCUGUUUUUCACAGAUUAUCAAUUCUAAAUGGGACACCACUGUCUGCUACAGAGACUCCUCUCAGACCUUCCAGCAUCGGAUAAAGGCCGACCAGUUUGUGCGCAUUAAAAUGCAUUCUUUAUUUUAAUUCGGACCCAGUGUAGGAGGUUGCACUACAUGGUGAAAGCUAUAUACUAGUUAGUAGAACACUCUAGUACAGAAUAGUCUGUACCCAUAGGACUGCAGCACUCGGUGUGUCCGAACAGUAAGUAUUUCUUCAGUACUCACUGCUCUGGCCGUUCAGCUGACUGAGUGUUUUCUGCCAGAGAGAGACAUUCAGUCCAUUCUCUUCUGUGUGUCUGUAAAAUCCAGCAGCAGCUCCUCCCCCACGACAAACACAUCGCCCUGUAAAGUCCCAGACAAUAAGACCAAAACAUUCCUAAACAUGGAGCUGUAAAGUUACUCAUUCUGUUUUUGAGAGGAAUGCUACUUACCUCAAUAUCAUUAACUCCAUAAAUAUAUUUCAUUAAAUACUAAUGUUGCACAUGCCGAGUAAAGCCUUUUUGAAUUGUAAUACAAGACUUGUGUGUGUGUGCGUGUGCGCGUGCUAGCUACCUGAACAGUGGUGGUGAACAGUCUGCACUUGUAUGACAUCAUGUAAAUGAAGCAGAUCAAUACGUUCAGUGUUUGAAUCUAUAGUAAAUAAAUGUUGCAUAUAAUGUGUAAUGUUUGUGUAUAUAAAGUAAGACUACUCUGCGUGUGACUAAAUGUGCCCUUGUAGGUUAAAGCAACUUCAUUUAGAACUUUUAUGGUUCUCACUAGAAACUGAUCUCCAAACUGACCUUAAAUCUGCCCAUGCAUCAGAAAACAGGUGUUCGUUUAUUUCCUCAAACUGUUGACCAUUCAUGAGACUGUAAGUGGGGACUUGAGAAGGUUGAUACGCUGAUUCAAGUUGUGAAACGUGUCCUGUGCAUCACAAAAUAUAUAUACUUUUUUUUUUUUCUAGUUUUUGGAUACUUUGUUGAUGGCAAAGAUUCCUGCCAAGCUAAUUGGAUCUUACAGGUGUUGAAAUAUUCCUUUUCUCAGUUGAGAAACUCUUUGGACUUCAUUGUUAACGGUAACGUCUCCAUGUGCACAGAACUCAACGUGGUUUUACAUGAUCGUAGCCUUUGUAACUCACAUGAUUAUCAAAAAUGUAAAGUCCAAAUACACAAUUCUGCCAUCUAUUCAGAGUCAAUAGUUGCCACUUUCCAUCUGUAACAUAGUAUGGAAAUGUAGUUCCAGUAUAUUGGAGAAAAAGAGCACUGUAAACAUAUUGAACCCAUCUUUGCUCCUGUUAAAAUAUUUUUUUUUACUCUUAAAUAAAAUACACAUGAAAAAAAGAAUCUCAGUAUAACCUGUUUAUUAAUGGUCAGUUUAUUUUUAGUGGCAACGUGUGUUUAAAAUGUCACAACAUGUUAACAGCAACAGGCCAUAAAGCAUGGGGUACUAGAGUUACAAGUAGCACUGCAUGUCUUAUACUCAUGAUGAAGAUGAUGUGCUGUAUCUGUAAUAACACUAACUGUAUACGGUUUGUAACGUGGCUGACUGGCGGUGGAAGCAUGAUGGAUCCUGAAUCUAAAGAGUGCGAGUGAGAAGUCCGAGACCAUCUUACGAGUGAAUGUUCUGCAUGUAUGCCAAAUAAAUAACUGAUGAUUAUAAAA